AUGAGUACACGUGAGUCUGGGGUCUACGAUGAGUACACGCAAUUCUGCGCGGGGAACGGGUGGAAGGCGCUGAGCAGCGCAGACUUCGGCAAGGUGAUGAAGCAGGUCUUCCCCAACGUGCGGCCCCGCCGUCUGGGGCAGCGUGGGGCCUCCAAGUACUGCUACAGCGGCCUCAGGAAGACCUACAGCCUGCCUUCCCCACACCUCCCCGACCUCUUCCUUGAUGAGGGGGGCGGGGGGAAGAAGGUGUUUUGGAGAACUGGGAGCAACAGCCCCGUGCAGAACAACAACAACAAUAACAAUAACAAUGAUAACAACAGUGAUAACAAUAAUUAUAACCCAUAUGAGAUGGUAGUGCUGGAGUGGGCUAGAGAAACCCUCUUAAAGAACACAAUAACAGAUAAAAACAACAGCAAUGUUGCAUAUAACAACAAUAAUGUAAAUAACGUCAAGAAAGAAAACAACGGUACUGAAGUUUGUCGUAAAAUACGGUUCGCAUCUGAUCCCGGUUAUACAACCAACAACAACCAGGUUGUUGGUUGUAAUAACCAAUUAAAAGGUUGUAAUAACAACCAAAAUUUGGUUAACACUGAAACUUCAACCACCACAACCACGGCAGCUACGGAGUUAGGUUGUGUUACGUCAACCGAGAAAACAAGAAGCGGGUUGACUACCAUGGUUGCGCUGGCCCAGUAUUUGGUUGCUAAGAAGCUGGUGGCAACCAACACUGCACACGCUAUGGCCGUCGCUACCAACUCAGCUGGAGACAGUCCGCCCCUGCAGCGCUCCACGGUGCUGCAGCUCCAGAAGAAGAUACACGACAGGGACCAGAAGCGCAAGCUCCAGGACACAAGCCCCUGUUUUUCGGCAGCAUCAAAGUCCCAACAACAACAAAUUUGUGUGAAUUCAACCACCAACAACAACAGCGGCAACAACAACAGCAACAACAAUGACUUUACACUGACAGGUUUAGACAGACAGAAAACUCGAAGACGAAGCAGCAGCAGCAGCGGCAGUUCAUCCGCAAAUUCAUCCCGCAAUCCGUCCGGAGAUUCUGCAAUUUCCGGGGUAUCUUCUUUGUCCUCCUGUUCGUCCGCCUCCGCUGCCGCGGCCACCGGCCAGACCACCAAAACCGAGUGUCCAUCGUCCACAAUUGCGGACCAAAACCAGUCUGUGACAGGCGUGUCCGCAAAAAUGGACGGUUUUUCUUCCCGUCAAAAUCUGCUUAGCCAAGCCCUAACAGGUGGUAGCGCUUCUGUCCUACAACAACAGCAGCAUAACAACAGUAACAGCAACAGUAUUGUUGGAUCUGUUAUCACAACUGUUUGUAAUAAUGGACUUAACAGCUGUCAUGGUGGUGCAAAAUUAGUACAACAGCAACAACAACAACAGCAACAACAGUUACAGCAACAAUAUAUGUACUCUGGUAUGAGUAGUAACAAUAAUAAUGUUGGUAGCCUCGCUGGUUGCGUAGUGAAUACAAGUGUUGCUGGUAGUGUGGUGGUUAGCAACAAUAAUAAAGCCUCUACAAGCCACGGUGGAUCAGGAACCUGGAACACCACCAGCGAGAACAAUAACAAUGUGAACUCAAGCCUCGGAAGCAAUAACAUCGCGAGUAUCAACAACAGUUUAGUACUGAAACCUAUGGUCAUUUCAUCAUCCCAAACUUCAGUACUCCCAAACACCAACAACAAAACCUACACUCAAACCAGUGGCAGCAAACCCAGCAGCCAAAAAGCUUGCAGUUCACUCAAACAACUCACAACUCGGUACAAGAACAUCACCCCAAAACUUGACUCGGUCUCCUUCAAGCCGGGCACUCCAGGAGGUCAGGGGCCAUCUACAGCUCCUAGCAGAUUAGGCCAAUAUUCAUCAGACUCAACCAAGACCCAGGUACCCUACCUAGAAGAUACCGCGAGUAAUUCACAGGGAUCUAAAAGAUCCAGGACAGUUUCCGGUGCUGGAGUACCUCAAUGGAAGUUGGAACAAACAAAUGUAAAUAAAGUCCAGGAAGAUUGUUGCGGUAAAAGCUACGAAGGUGAUGUCAAAGCUGCCCCUCUGUACACUACAGACGGGAACGUUGCCCCUGCGGAUGAAGAUGAGGAUGUUCCUAAUGAAGUGACGCUCCAUGAACUCCGCACGGUGCUUAAACCGAUCAUUGGAGGAGCCGUGGGCCCUCCUGUGGGAGCCACGUAUCUUGCUCAGAACUCAGAACCCUGCAGGGUUCAGCGCAGAGCGUGUGAGUUCGCGCCCAUAGGUUCUGGGGUCGUCCCCUGUAAAGGGACUAACAAUAGCACUGCGUGUACAAGCGCUAACGCUUCCCCAUUCACGUCCCCGCAAAUGACACCGAUCUUGUCACGGUCCCGGCACAACUCGGGACAAUCCUCGACGUAUUUGACGCCACGUUCAACCCCGUUCAACCACGAGGACAACCUACAUUUGGGGGCAUCCGUCAACUCAACUCCAUUUGUUUCGCCUCUCACAACCCCGUAUGCUAGGUCCCGCCACAGCUCGUCCCAGAACCACCGAUUCCUGGGACACCAAAUUGGUCAAUUGAACCCAGGGACCACAAUCGGAGGCCCAGCACCUUCAUGCUCCGGGUCCCGCUCCCGACAUUCGUCUGGGGCGCGCCGGUAUCCUUACAACGUCCCUGAAGACCAUCUGCAUCACUACGCUCCUCCUAGCUAUCAAAAUAGGAUACAACAACGACGUCUCAGGAACUCCUCGGGGGGGACCAUUAUUCCUGCAUCCCCUCAGUCUGCCCCACUGUCUCCUCUCAUUGAUGGACAGGAGUUCUAUUCCUCAGGGGGAAUGGGGCCUUUGAUGGAAGGGCAUCAAGGGGACUAUCGCCGCCGACAUACCUCCGCGGGGCCUUUGAUCCCCAAUUACGGUCCACCUUCAGUCCCCCUGAACCAAAACCAACGGUUCACGGUUCUCUCGAACCAGCAGCACAACCUAUCCAGUUUCCCCACUUCUCGCCCCAGCGUUCCCCACCUCCAGCUCAACCCUGUCAUGGAAGUCCCUCUUGGUGACCAGCCCCAGAACCUUAACCGCCCACAGUCGGUCCCACUACCUGAUAUAUUAACCAACCAACCAUACUCCUUGUCGGUACCAAGCACGCCUUUGCUCCACCACAACCAGUAUCAGGGAAGCAACCACAAACACCUGUGUGGUGGAGACUCCAACUCCAACAACGCUAACCUCCUUGGAGUCCAACGCACCGGACACUUCAACUUCGACACAAGUCUGCCUCCUUCCUGUGCACCAACUCCUGUCCCAUCGGAGUUCGCUGAUUUUGUUCCAGAUCCUUGCCUUGAUUUCAGUUAUCCUAUGCCUGAUAUGGAAUCCUUCAGUGGGGUCCUUGAGAACUUCGAACCAAUGUCGGAAAGCAGCCCCCCUUCAGAUAAUCCUUUCUCGGAAUUCAACUCUCGACAAAGUUGUUCACAAAAUUUACCAUAUUCAUCUUGCUUCAAGGAUAAAAAUACGGUUAGUGGUGCGGUUUCUUCGUUUGAUCAAAUGAAUGUUUCAUUUACCAACAACCAAGCCUAUCACCAAUCAAGUGGUGGUGAUGGUGGUGUCUCAAACACCACAACCACCACCACAACCUACCACCACCAACACCAGAAUUACGAUAACGAAAACGCGUCGAACCCUUUCAUCUCCGCCACCCACUACCCCAACUUCAACUCCAGCGCCGACAACAACAACACCAUGGAGCCCUGCAGCUCCACUGCCUCCACCAGCAGCAACAUGCCCCAGUUCCCCAAUAGAACCCCUCCAGGAGAGGUUUUCUCACCCCCCGGGGUUCAGAUGUCAUCCACAGAAAUAACCCUAAACGCCCUCAACACAGACCCCUCAGGGGUUGGCUAUUGUCAGUCUGUAAUGUCAGACCUUGUAGACCAUGAUGCAGGUUUUGGGAGUCUGGAUGAGGUGUUCCAGCCCAGCCUGGGUCUAGAAUCAGACCAAGAGCUCACCGGUCUAGUGCUAGACUCUAACUGAAGGUCUAGAGCGAACAGUUCGUGGUAGAAACUGUGUAUGUAUGAAAAUAAGGAGUUAAGGUCUGAACUAAGGAGUUUGGGUCUGAACUAAGGGUAUAAAAGCUGGUCUAUGAGGUUAAAACGGUCUAAAAAUGGUCUUUAAGGGUCUGAAUAUGAGCGAGGCUGCUUCUUAGUGGUCUAAGAUGUAAAGUGUGUCAUGACAAGGCGUAAAGUGUGUCAUGACAAGGCGUAAAGUGUGUCAUGACAAGGCGUAAAGUGUGUCAUGACAAGGCGUAAAGUGUGUCAUGACAAGGCGUAAAGUGUGUCAUGA
Hyalella azteca is the source of this 4308-nucleotide messenger RNA. Its product is annotated as homeobox protein 5-like. The record is from RefSeq and is a predicted model, not a curated record. The transcript is spliced from 7 exons. The coding region runs from base 1 to 3999 and encodes 1332 amino acids. NCBI's taxonomy places the organism in Eukaryota, Metazoa, Arthropoda, Malacostraca, Amphipoda, Hyalellidae. Gene Ontology annotation, molecular function: DNA-binding transcription factor activity, RNA polymerase II-specific; RNA polymerase II cis-regulatory region sequence-specific DNA binding. Gene Ontology annotation, biological process: regulation of transcription by RNA polymerase II.